This is a messenger RNA of Adineta ricciae, 1395 nucleotides long. The record is from the annotation of a GenBank genome assembly. NCBI's taxonomy places the organism in Eukaryota, Metazoa, Rotifera, Eurotatoria, Adinetida, Adinetidae.
AUGUCGAUACGUUCAGAACGUGAAAAAUCGAAAAUGCAGGAAAAAUAUCAAAUGAUAUUGGCACAAAUGCUCAAAGAAGAUGAUAAUCGCUUUUGUGUUGAUUGUGAUACAAAAAGUCCUCGAUGGGCUAGUUGGAAUCUUGGCAUUUUUAUUUGUAUUCGCUGUGCCGGUUUUCAUCGAAAUUUGGGUGUGCACAUAUCGAAAGUUAAAUCAGUUAAUUUAGAUUCUUGGACAGCCGAACAGAUUGCUUCGAUGCAAGCAAUGGGAAACAAUCGUGCGCGUGCUGUUUAUGAAGCUAAUCUACCUCCUGGCUUUCGACGACCUCAAGCUGAUUCUGCUCUCGAAUCAUUCAUUCGUGCUAAAUAUGAACAACGCAAAUGGAUUGCUAAAGAAUGGAUUCCACCAGAAAUAACGGUGUCUAGUGAUUUGAUUGAAUCUGAAACAAAUCAACGACGUGUAGAACCAACAGCUGACUCAGGACAAACAGAAAAACCUGUUAGCAAUAACAUUCCAAAAAUAAAAUCAUUCGCAGCACCAGCGCCAGCUAAUAAUCCAGUACGACAAGCAGGUAAUGAACGUUCAACACCAACCAAUCAGCCAUCGAUUACCCCUUCACCAUCAACAACAUCGAUCUCAACACCAAUUCAACCUGUGGCUGCUGGAAAUCCACCGAAUCUGCUAGACCUAGAUGAACCCUCAUUGCCAAUACCAGCGGCGACACCAACAAAUACAACUACUUCAAUAAAACCAACUCCAACUAAUAUUAUUGAUCCUUUGCAUGAGAUAUUUUCGGCAGGACCAACGGUAAACACAAACGUAGGCAAUAUAGCAACGCCAAACUUGGAUAUAAAUAUCGAAAGUGCGUUUUUAUCUUCAACUGAAACCAACUCUGCGACGAAUUCAAGCGGCGUUAUGACUAACGACAAAAUUAUGGCAUUAUUCAACACACCUUCAACAUCUAUGGGCGCACCUCUAGGAGCAAAUAUUCGACCGCCAAUGAUGCAGUUACCUCAAAUGAAUCCUGCUGGUUUUCCUCAACCACAAGCUCAACAACUUCAUUCUCAUCAUAAAUCAGCGUCAUUCGGUAGUAACCUCUAUCAGCAAUCGUCUCAUCCUGGAUUUCAAUCUCAACAUGGCCAUCUUUUCCCAACAACAACAACAACAAUGCCUGGAAUGCAUGCUAUGAACCAUAACAAUUCUAAUAAUAUGAGUUCACCUACUCUUCAAAAUACGCCGUCAACGUUUACGCAUGAUCAAUUAAAUAAUCAAUUUUCUCAGUUUGUUCCAUUUGCAAACUCAAAAACGAACACGUCGGCGUCAGCCUUAAUCUCUGGAAUGCCAACCCGUCCAGUAACAGAAUACAUGCCCGCCUCAUCAGAUCUACUUUGGCAAUAA